GCAGCAGCAUAAACAUGGCGGUGUCCACUAGCAGUGCAGCUCGUCUCUGUCGCCUGGCAGGACGGACUGUCACCUCCCUGACAGCCAGACACAGGCGGGGAGUCAGCCUGCCAGAGAGUAUAUGUUACAUAUCGACCUCGACGGGGAGCAAUCUGCAGUUUAAGCUUGAUGAGAGAACAGCUCACAGCAGUCUGGACCUUUUCAAGAAAGACACUGGCGUCAUCUACCGCAUGCUGGGCCUGGACCCCAGCCACGUGCAGGACAAUCCCGAGCGUUUCCGAGACUGGGCGGUUGUGUUUGGCGACGAGAAGAUCAGUAGCGGGCGACACUACUGGGAGGUGACGGUCAAAAAGUCUCAGCAGUUUCGUGUGGGCGUGGCUGAAGCGCUGAUGUCCCGGGAGGACUGCGUGGGCACCAACAGCUCGUCCUGGGUGUUCGGCUACGCUCAGCGAAAGUGGUUCGCCAUGACCAGCAACAAGAUGGUCCCCGUGACGCUGGUGGGCAAGCCGGACCGUGUAGGCAUCCUGGUUGACUAUGAAGCGGGUCUUGUGGGGCUGGUGGACACUGAGAAACCCAGGAUCAUUCACUCCAUCAGAGUCCAGUUCAAGACUCCCAUCUGCCCCGCGUUUGGACUUUGGGAUGGGGAUAUGCUCACUCACUCUGGUCUGGAGGAGCCUGAAGGCCUGAAGUAGUGAAGCAUCCCUUGCAUAACGAUGAUUGUAAUGGCUGAAAAAUGGUACCGUGGCAACCCUUUUCACACCAGUAUCUUAAAUAACUGGACAGGAAAGAAAGCAAUAUCUGUGUGGGAAUCAUUUACAUCUUAAUUACAAGUCAAUUUCUUCGUGGUCCAGUUGGUUCAUUAUCAUGACUCUUAACAAUGCAAGUUCAUACUUUUAUGUAUGUCAUUCAGCCUCAGGCAUGUGUCACAGAAGCUGUUUUUGUGUGUACCUCAUGUAUUACCUCUUAAACUAACGGAUGUAAAAACGACAUGUGGUCUUUUUUGGGAGGAACAUUAACUGCCAAGUUGUUGUUUUAUACUUCUCUUCACAGUUACAAAGCUUAAAUCAACACAAAACCUUUUUGAGAUUCAUGUUCAUACUAUAUAUUGUUUAAUAAAAUAACUUCACAGAAAGUUUCACAUUUCUCUUUUGUUUACAACAAGAUGAUACAUAUAUACAGACAGACUAAAGCCCAGUAAAGUUAUGUUUUAUGAGGUAUCAAUUCACUGCCACAGUUAAAUGAAGUGGCACACUGAAUAAAACAAUAAAAAAAAUGCAUUCAUUUUUAGAAGAAUACAGGAGUAUAGCGUGACUCAACCAUACAUUAAGCACAGUGCAAUCACUUUAAAAUAGGUACACUGUAUACUAACAAGUGGCAGAUGUAAUUUUCCUGAUUGUAUUGUACUGACAGUAUCACGUUUAACACAUCUAUAUGUCUUGUUCACUUAACUAAAUGUAAUAAUAUAUUUUGUGUUAAAUUAACCAAACUGUGCAUUGUUCCCAGUGCCUGAGACCUGCAGAUGUUUCUGUUAAAUACAAGCAACCAAUAAAAAGAGAUCACAGUAAUGAAGAAGUAGUUCCUCCAAAAAGAAACAAACAAUAACCACAUGAAACAGAAGAUAUCAGCAAUGUAUAAACUGACCUAUGAGCCUCAGUAAACUAGAAUCAACUGCAAUGAAACAGUCCUCACAGUGUUUUAGGCACAGAUGCAACAGACUCACCUCCUGUUGAGGUAGAAUAAUUAAUUAAGCAGCUUUGGGAAUAUUUAUACAAUCAUUUCAUGGGGCAUACAAUCCCCUGAUUAAAUACCACACUGAAAAAUCUGAAUAUAAAGUAUUUCAACAUUUAAAAAAAAUAAGCACAAUAAUUACAUAUAAAAGUAAAUACAAAAUUAAUGUUGCAACACAAACCAAAUCACAGCUUAAAUUAACGUCAUUCUCACACACAAGCAACACAUUGCCUGCUUUCUUAUAUAGUGCUUUGUUGAUACAAUCCCUCCAGAGUGCAGAAAAGCAUUUAAAAGGGACUUAAUCCUACUAUGUACAGCUUUUCAACAGUCUAAAGGAUGAUCCCCACAUUAUUGUUAUAUAACUUAAAUAUUCCCAUAUUUAGGAUAAACUCAGUCAUUCACAACUUCUCUCAAUCAUCCAGUGUCCUUUUAGUCCUCUCAGGUGUUUAAUAAAAUAGAUUAAUUUCU
Scomber scombrus (Atlantic mackerel) is the source of this 2196-nucleotide messenger RNA. It is a transcript of the gene spryd4, whose product is annotated as SPRY domain containing 4. Gene Ontology annotation, molecular function: protein binding. Lineage: Eukaryota; Metazoa; Chordata; Actinopteri; Scombriformes; Scombridae. The transcript has 2 exons. Bases 15 to 692 code for a protein of 225 amino acids. The record is from RefSeq and is a predicted model, not a curated record.